AUGCCAGUGACGCCCGCAUGCACCGGUACUCUGGAGUCGGUCCACCACUCAGAGCGAAGGGAAGUCGAUGGAGAAAGUCAAUGUCUGGUUGGAGCGCCCGAAGCCGGCGGACACUGCGUUUGGACGGCCAAGCCAAGGCGUCUGGUCACUACGUGCACUGCACUGCUCGGCGGCUGUGGUUGUCUGCCGCCUGGGUCGCUGCUGGGCCUCUCUGCUGGGCCUGCGAUGUCGCCCCAGGACCAGACACCACCCGGCGCCCCACUGGUGCCAACUGCCAUGAUGAGAUCAGAGGCGCCCGCCAGGCCGUCCCGGACUCCCGCCAGCACACUGGAACCUGGAAUCCUCGGCAAGGCAAGGCUGCUGGCACCCAGCCAGCUUGCAACAAGUGCAGCUCAGGGGCCUCGUUCGGCCUCAUUCGGCGACUGGUGA
Messenger RNA from Ustilaginoidea virens, 429 nucleotides. RefSeq lists its product as uncharacterized. Lineage: Eukaryota; Fungi; Ascomycota; Sordariomycetes; Hypocreales; Clavicipitaceae. The transcript is spliced from 2 exons. The record is from RefSeq and is a predicted model, not a curated record. Bases 1 to 429 code for a protein of 142 amino acids.